GCAAGAUGUCAGCUGGUCAACUACCGUAUCAGUCUCUGUUCGUGAAUCUUCGGAAACAUUUGACGUAACAGUAUUGGUGGUUGCUGUUCCGAAGACUCACGAACUCGUAUUUGAUGUCGAGGUUCCAUACGAUGAGAAAGUCUUGAUAUUUUGCAUCUUCGAUUUUUGACAACAUAAACCAAAACAAAAAUUUAAUGACAACAACAAAGAUUACUGAAAUAAAGGGACACCAUGGAGGAAUUAAACGAUAAGUUUUAUUAUGUGUAUAGUUCUUCUAUUUCCGAAAAAGUACAAAUUAAAAUAGGAACUCUUGAGGGAAAGAGGCAAAAACCUGAAUAUGAUAAGUUGCUGGCCGACCCACUAUUGAAAUAUUCUGGAUUGUAUCAGGAGGGAUGCUCGGACUUGGUAGUGGUUUGUCAAGUUUUUGAUCAGAACCAGCCUUUGUCAUUACCAGUUACAACAUCAUAUAAAGCAUUCAGUUCUAGAUGGAAUUGGAAUGAAUGGUUGACACUACCUGUUCAAUUCAAUGAUCUGCCUAGAACAGCUCAAUUGGCUCUAACAAUAUAUGACUGCUAUGGACCCAAUCGACUUGGUCCUGUUGGUGGAACUACCAUUUCCUUGUUCAGCAAAUAUGGUCUUUUUCGACAGGUAAAUUUAUUGAGAAAGGUACUCAAAAUCUUCCAGUUUUAUUGUAAAUAGUAAAUGUAUAAAAAUAUAUACUGAUUAAUACAUUCUAAGUACCUAAUAAAAAUAUUUAGGGAAUGUUGGACUUACGGGUUUGGCCAAACAGGGAGGCAGAUGGAAGAAUGCCCACAACUACACCUGGAAAAGCUAAAGAUCAUGGAAAAAUGCAAAGAUUGUCUAAACUUGCCAAGAAACAUAGAAAUGGUCAUCUAACCAAGGUGGAUUGGUUGGAUAGGUUGACCUUUAGAGAAUUGGAACUGAUAAAUGAAAAAGAAAAACGCUCCUCAGAUUAUCUCUACUUGAUGAUUGAAUUUCCUAAGAUUUGUGUUGACAACAUCCCUCAUUACAUUGUAUAUUUUGAGCAAAAUGGUGAAGAUAUAGUUUCAUUCAGAUCUCAGACUGAUUUGGUGACAGUACCUGAUCAGGAGAUUCUCAAGGAGAAUCUGGUGGAGAGCAAGCAUCACAAACUCGCGCGUUCUUUGCGUAGCGGCCAUUGCGACAAAGAUGCCAAACCAAACGCGACCACCAGAGAUGCUCUCAAGCAAAUCGUUGCUUAUCCUUCUACGAAGCAUCUGUCGAACGAGGAACAGGAUAAUGUAUGGAAGUACCGCUUCUAUCUCAGCACGCAGAAAAAGGCUCUGGCCAAGUUUCUUAAGUGUGUCAACUGGAACCAGCACAAUGAGGUUAGACAAGCACUCCAUAUGAUGGACAUCUGGGCACCUAUGGAUGUUGAGGAUGCCCUAGAACUACUCAGUCCAAAUUUUACAUAUCCAGCUGUAAGAAGGUACGCAGUGACGAGACUUCAACAAGCUCCUGAUGAAGAAAUUAUGCUUUAUCUCUUACAACUGGUGCAAGCGUUAAAAUAUGAGAACUUUAAAACAAUUCAAGAAGGUUAUGCCAGAAUAUCACCAGGUCGAGAUUUGAAUUUUCUAGCAGAGGAAAAAGAAGCUCAACUUGAAAAGAAGGAUAGCAAGGAGAGUAAUAGCACUAUAACUAAUGAGUCUGUGUUACACAGAUCUUCCAGUUAUAACCAGGCUGAUCAGAUUGCUGCUUCUAACGUGAACAGUGUAAUCGAAACCAACCCUGAGGUAUACCCUGCUAACCCUGCAGGAGAUGCUGCGCCUCCAUCAUUACCUCCUCUCAUCAACCUCUGCACUGAUAGUGGCAACACUGAUACUUUGCGGAGCCACAUGAAUGAGGAAGAGGAUGAUGUACAGGAUUUAGCAUCGUUCUUGAUACAUCGUGCCUGCAAAAAUUCCACUCUUGCCAACUACUUCUAUUGGUAUUUGCUGAUAGAAUGCGAAGAUCAAGAACCAAAUAUGAAACAAAACGUUGAAGUGCGUGAUAUGUAUUUAACAGUUAUGAAAACGUUUUCACAGACGUUAGCGAGAGGUUCAGAGAAUAUGCAGAAAAAGAGGCAGAUUCUGACUCGUCAGCAGAAGUUCAUCGAUAAACUGGUAAAACUAAUGAGGACAGUCGCUAGAGAAAGUGGUAGUCGCAAAAAGAAGGCAGAAAAAUUACAGCAACUAUUAGCAGAUGCUGAUAUGUUCAAGUUUAAUUUUUCCAAGUUUGAUGCUAUGCCAUUUCCUCUGGAUCCUGAGGUGAUGAUAUGCGGAAUAAUCCCAGAAAAAGCAAGUCUCUUCAAAUCAGCACUAAUGCCUUCCAAGCUGUUUUUCAAAACAGCGGAAGGUAAGGAAUACGUUGCAAUCUUUAAGCUUGGCGAUGAUUUAAGACAAGACCAGCUCAUUAUGCAGAUGAUUCAGUUAAUGGACAGACUUCUCAGCAAAGAAAAUUUGGACUUGAAAUUGACACCAUACAAAGUAUUGGCCACCAGUACAAGACAUGGUUUUGUGCAGUUUAUUGAGAGUGUUACUGUAGCUGAUGUUUUGGCAACUGAAGGUAGUAUUUUGAACUACUUCCGAAAACGACAUCCACAAGAAAAUGGUCCUUAUGGAAUAGCACCUGAUAUUAUGGAUACAUAUGUGCAUUCAUGUGCCGGAUAUUGUGUUAUAACUUAUCUACUUGGUGUGGGUGACAGACAUCUGGACAACUUGUUGCUGACAGAGGACGGCAAAUUAUUCCACAUAGACUUCGGUUACAUCCUCGGACGCGAUCCAAAACCGUUACCACCUCCCAUGAAGUUGAGCAAAGAAAUGGUCGAAGCUAUGGGAGGAGUUACGUCAGAGCAUUACCAGGAGUUUAGAAAAUUGUGCUACACCGCAUUUUCGCAUUUGAGAAGGCACGCCAACCUUAUUCUGAACCUGUUCUCCCUGAUGGUCGACGCUAGCGUCCCCGAUAUUGCAUUGGAGCCUGACAAGGCUGUUCGUAAGGUGCAAGACAAGUUGCGGUUGGACUUGAGUGAGGAAGAAGCGGUGCAAUACAUACAGAAUCUUAUCGAAACAUCCGUGACAGCUGUCAUGCCUGCUCUCGUGGAGCAGCUGCAUAAGAUCACUCAAUAUAUUAGGAAAUAAAAUGCGUUCGUAUUGUUGUAUUUCUUUUAUUUUGUUGAUUUAUUUAAUUUUUUUAAAUAUACAUUUUAGUCAUACAAACA
Molecule: messenger RNA, 3235 nt
Organism: Acanthoscelides obtectus
Lineage: Eukaryota; Metazoa; Arthropoda; Insecta; Coleoptera; Chrysomelidae
Source: the annotation of a GenBank genome assembly